Caenorhabditis elegans is the source of this 855-nucleotide messenger RNA. It is a transcript of the gene Y66D12A.1, whose product is annotated as Envelope-like protein. Bases 1 to 711 code for a protein of 236 amino acids. The record is from RefSeq and is marked reviewed. Lineage: Eukaryota; Metazoa; Nematoda; Chromadorea; Rhabditida; Rhabditidae. The transcript has 6 exons.
AUGUCUCGUGUUGAGGAAAUGAUUAGUCGCUUUGGAAAAAGAAAAGAAGUUCCCGUUGAUUUGCCAACGAAAAAGAAAUCGAAAGUGGCUCCUCAAUCUAAGAAACUCGAAAUUCGUCGUCAGCUGCCGCAGACUGCUAUGAUUCGAGGAGAACUUGUCACAGAACAACCGCCUGCUCAUGAAAUUGUUGUGCCAAAGUCUUCACAAUUUCAAAACGAAAGUGAUGAUGAUACUGGGAUGUAUGAAGACACGGAAAUUGAUGUGGAACACGAAGAAGAAGUUCAAGAAGAGCAAAUCCAUGACCGCACUAAAAGAGGCGAAAGUUCGUCAAGCUCUAUGAGCUCAAAAUCUGGCAACUCGGUUGACACGUUAUCUAAUAAAAAGACCGCGGGCACGUUCUGUCCAGUGGAAGUUGGAUUCGAAGUUAUCGGCACUCCAGCAGAGUUGAUGCCUUCGUUGAACAAACGCGUGUCACAGCUGAUGAACACGAGACUCGACGUGGACUGCCGUGCUUUGGAAGAAGUUUUGGUGGCUGAGACAGUGACUACGGAAAAUGUGAAGUGUGUCGCAGCGGGAGUCAUUGGAGCUAUGAAAUCUGUUCCGUUGUUACCUCUUUUGAUAAUAAACUUCAGUGGAAUCCAAAGAUUAUUUCCUUUAAAACGUUUGGUCUGGAAUAAUAAAUGCAAAAAAGUCGAUGAACUACUUAAUUAGCGUCGCAACUAGUUCUCACACGCGCAAGGUUGGCUAAACAGGUCGAAAACUAAUUGCGGAAGCGGAAUUUCAGUCGAAAAUUCAAAAUUUGGAAGAUGUUAUUGCCAGGAUCAAAAGCAGAAGUGUUGUGGAAGCAGUGGCCAC